This is a messenger RNA of Penicillium soppii, 363 nucleotides long. RefSeq lists its product as uncharacterized. The record is from RefSeq and is a predicted model, not a curated record. Bases 1 to 363 code for a protein of 120 amino acids. NCBI's taxonomy places the organism in Eukaryota, Fungi, Ascomycota, Eurotiomycetes, Eurotiales, Aspergillaceae. The transcript has 2 exons.
AUGCUGCUUUACCGCGAAGUGGGCCAGAAAUUUUUUGCAGUCCCUGCAAAGUGCAAAGACAAACAAGCGGAGUUUGAUAUUGUUGCUCAAAUGCAAGCCGAAAACGAGAGUCUCGCAGAGAAACUGAAGAUAGUCCAAGAUAAAGCAUUUCACUACAAGGAGGUUGCGACACAAGCGGAAGCUGAGAUUAAAGACCAAAAAUCAAUCAUCCGGGAAGCACAAAUGACCAUUCAUAUUCACCAACAGGACAUUUCGAACUGGAUGGCCGUUGCCGAGUGGUAUCAGAUGAAAUGUUUCCAAUGCUCAAAUGUAUUGGGACAAAUGAUGGCAUUCUUACAAGACACUACAUCUAAUGAUGGGUGA